AUGAGACAAACUUCCAAUCGAAGCCCAUGGGAAACUCGUAAUGGUCGCUCGGGUUUGUCACUGGCUGUGCUGGAGGAAUUUCAGAUGGCAAGUGGUGAGCCUUGCUCCCAUCUUGAAGUGAUUUCCUGCGAUCGUCUCCAUCAGAACUCCGAAGGCUUCUCCUUUGCCAACAUCGCCACAGUCAAAGAACUGGCCUCCCUGCGAAGUCACGGAGCCCUUGUCUUGAUUGUGAAGGGAUAUGCUAGGAAGAAAGUCCAAGCCCUGGCGUUUGAGCCUGGAAGAAUUGUGGAGUGCAUUAUCUCAGUUCGAGAUCCGUUGCAAACAUCAUAUGAGUCAAGGGCAUGUACGCUCGUCAAUAUGGCUUCUGAUUCCUCCCUUUUCGUUGAGAAAGCUGAGGGUGAGCAGGAAAUCCAGAUCGACCAAAACCCAAAGAUGACUAUGUUUUGCGAAAUCCGGCAAACAGAUGCCACUGAACAGGACUGGCGCGCUUAUGGAUCCAGCCAUGCCAUUGAUACAUAUGUGAUGGAAGUGAUUAAGUCACUAGAAAAGGACCAGCAGGUGGUGCUCCACAAAACCAUGGAAAAACCAGGCUAUGUGGCCAAGAAGUUGCAAGUUCCUGAAGAGUCGCGGGAUGAUUUGUACCGAUUGUCUGGUAGAUCAUCGGUGCAAUUUCGUCCGGCGCGCACUGCCUAUGACCCAGCAGAAGAUGGAAUAGAGAUUCUCCGCCUUCCCGCGCCUGACCUGAAGAUUAAAGAUGUCUUUGAGCAGGCCUCUCAGGGCAAGUUGGAAGGCUUCCUCGGUGUCUUUGCUUCCCAACAUUCAGUGUAUGCACGGGUUCAUCCACAACACCUGGCCAAGGCAAGAAGAUUCUGGAUGCCUGGAGACACACGCUUCAAUGAGCAGAAUAUCCACAUGCAGUGCAAGUUACAUUUCCGAGUUCAAGGUUUCCCAGCCGGAAUCCACAUCGACCAAGUCCACGAAGCCCUUCGCCAAGCCAAGUGGAAUGUCAUUGUGCAGCGAGUCUUGCACAUGUCAGACUUGGCUGUGGCCUUCGUUGCCUCUGACUCGGCGCCGCCCUCACCGAGGAUCUUGACAUCAGUGGCUACGCUGCACAUCGAUGAGGCAGUGAGAAGGCCCCGUGCAAUUUCCCAAAGUACUUCCACAGCGCAGGCCUCUACGCCACAGAGUUCUCAAGGAUCCUCCUCAGCUAGCCCAGCUUUUCCAGCUGUGCCCAGAUCCUUCCAGCCAAGCAAGUCGCAACCAGUACAAGGAAGCUUGAUGACACCGAUCGCGGCGAACAUUUCCAGCCGAGUUGAUAGCCUUGAGCAGCAGCUAGCGCGUGUCACCAAUGAGUUGGAGACAGUUAAGACAGAGCAGAAGAACACAUCUGCCCGGUUGGAUGACAUUGCGAAGAGCCAAGAUCGAGGAUUUAGCCAGCUCAUGAACGCCAUCAUGGAGUUGAAGAAUGAGAGUAGCUCUCCUGCGAUCCCAUCUCCGCCCCCUAAAGUACAGAAGCUGACCGGCAAGGGCAGCUGA
Messenger RNA from Cladocopium goreaui, 1536 nucleotides. The record is from the annotation of a GenBank genome assembly. NCBI's taxonomy places the organism in Eukaryota, Dinophyceae, Suessiales, Symbiodiniaceae.